AUGCAGAUAGAUAAUAUCUAUCUAUCUAUCUAUCUAUCUAUCUAUUCUAUCUAUCUAUCUAUCUAUUACGUUCGUGUCAAUCUAUCUAUCUAUCUAUCUAUCUAUCUAUCUAUCUCAUUCUACUUAUUAUCUAUCUGUUCAUUAUUCUCAUCUCCGCAACGUCCACUGUCCGUGUCUUUCGGGAAUCUGUUUUUAUGGGCUCCUGCGCAAGGGCUGGAAUGGGGCAUGAUGUGUUCUGGGAAUGCCAGCGUUCCUAAAACAACCAAUCAUUGCUCUCCCUGCAAAUGUCAAAAUAGUGGGGAGCCCCUGUUCCCACCCUUGAAAUUCUACCUGGCCUUCUCUUUCUUUUGGUCACCUGAUCAAACCCAAUUCCUUCUUCCUUUGUGUGAGUACCUCUCACCAUCACUACCCGAGAAGUGUCGGAAGUCCUGCGCCUUACCUAGAAUUUCACCUGGGCCUUUACCUUUUUGCUCACCUGGUCAAACCUGUCUCCAAGAGCUAUACCACUUCUAG
Molecule: messenger RNA, 513 nt
Organism: Acanthosepion pharaonis
Lineage: Eukaryota; Metazoa; Mollusca; Cephalopoda; Sepiida; Sepiidae
Source: the annotation of a GenBank genome assembly